UGAACAUGCCAGCGAAAAAUUAAAAAAGACAUCGCUGAUAACUCAAUAAUCACUUGAUAUUCGUCAUCGAUAAAUGAAUAACAGUAAUGAUGAAAAUGACAUAUAAUGGCCGUUAUAAGUAUUUGUUCAUCGAAAUUAUCGGAAAUGACUGAUAAAAGGUCAAUAUUCAAGAGAUGUUGAUGACUGUUUUAACAGUGCACGUAGGAUAUACAGUAGAAUCGAGAUUAAAACAACCGGUUUCUGAUAUUCAGAGAUCCUCCCGCAUAACAACAAGUAAACCAGCCGGGGCGGUUAUUCAGUGCAGCAUUACUCCAAUCGCAACCCCGUACUCAAUAGUCGGUUAGAAGUCCAAGGGUGAAACUGACCGUACCAUCUCGUCUAAUCCAAUUCAUGCCAGCCUAAGGCGCUGUGCCACCAUGUCAAGCCAUUCAGCCAUUCCUCAUAAUACUUGUUAUGUUUUAUUCACUCCCUUUACGAUUGUGAGUGUGCUAUGGAAAUAAUGAACCAGUCGUUCAAACUCUAUUCUAUACUGUAUGUGAUGAGAAUGGUUAAUAGAUUGCACGUGAUAUUCAUUAGCUUACUCCUACUAACAAUUAAGUCGCUAUAAAAUUCACAUACCUUGCCAAUUAGGCCUUUAUGGUUCUACUGAAAUUUGAGUCUGUUGUAAAUUUCUGCUUCCAGCGUACAGCUGAGGAUGUUCGAAGGGAAAGAUUGCAGGAAGUUCGAUUGGCAAAUAUAAGAGAAAACAAAGGGAAGAUAAAAGAUCUCGAGAAACAACUUGACAAGGAUGAGUCGAAUAAAAGCGGUAUUGAAAAGGAGCUUCAGGAAGAAGAAGACCAUUUUGCUACUCUUCAAGCAAGGAAAGAUGACAAAAGCACGGAACAAACUUCAGUAGAUGAUGAAUUAGAAAAAAACCGCAACAACAGAGAUAAACUUUCAAAAAAGUUAGAAGCACUGUCCCUUACCACGAAGAAGCUUAGAGGUGCAAAGAAUGAGUUAAGUGAGGAUUUGGAUAAAGGGGAAAAGGACGCCAAAAAGCUUGAGCGGGAACUUUAUAUGUACCUGAAGGCGCUCGUUACGGGUCAGCAGUAUGAAGACUCACUAAAUGAAUGGCGUGAAAUAAACGAGAACGUGAGAGCUUUCCGUCCGACCACCGAUUUCAAGAUAUUCAAUGCAAAGAAACUCACUGACCUAUGGGAUGUCCUUAAAAGUCUGGGUUAUAUGUCGUUGGGCGAUUACACAGCGCUGGUAUUUUUCCUUGCUUUUACACCAAACUUCAAACAACUGACUGACAAAAUACACAGCACUGAAGAUAGCAUUCUUGGUCCCUACGACAAAACAAAGGAGCGAAAAUUUUCGGAUUUUCAAAGGAAAGAAGACGGUUUGCUAGGCAGAGGUUCGUACGGCGCAGUUUGGUCUUACCAAGAUAUGAAAACAGGUGAAACAAUUGCGAUCAAGGAAAUAGAUGCCCCAGGAAGUUUAAGAACAAAGGAAGGUGAAGCCCUUUUGAAUGAGGUGAAGAUAAUGUGCGAGAUCAGUCAAUACAAGCAUCAACAUAUCGUACAAUAUUACUUCGAGCAUAAUGAUGAGGCUAUUGGCAAGUGGUACAUUGGAAUGGAAUAUUUGACUGGGGGAUCUUUGACAAAGAAGAUAGCCGGACAGCCACUGACUGAGGACAAACUAAGAAGCUACACGUAUCAGAUUCUCUGUGGCAUUCAGUUCCUCCAUGGGAAACACAUAGCCCAUAGGGAUAUCAAGUCUGACAACAUACUUUUGAGCUUCGAUGACCGUAUCAAAUUGGCGGACUUCGGAAUCUCAAAGAAGCUCGAGGCCAGUCGCCUGACCCAUGGAGCAUUAACUGCUGAUAAAGGAACAGUGCAGUACAUGUCACCGGAGGCAGUAAAGGGCGAGGACGACGAGAAAAAGGGGUAUGGCUUACAGACAGAUAUCUGGAGCGUUGGCUGUGUUGUGUUGGAAAUGGCCAAGGGAACUCGUCCAUGGAGUGAGUCUGGAAAUGCAGCACAUGUGCUGUUUAUGAUUGGAAAAAAAAAUACUCCUUCCGUUGCUGAAAAUGUUCCUGAUAGUGUGAAAGAUUUCCUCAAGAAGACCUUCAUUGUGAUCCCUAAAGAUCGACCAUCUGCCAAGGACCUUCUCCAAGAUAAGUUGCUCGCUGGUAUCACUUUAGACCGCAGUGGAAAUGUCCGUCUCUCUUCAGCCGCUAGUGGAAAAGCAGGUACCCCUCCAGCCGAUAGUGGAAAUGCAGUUAUCUUUUCAGCCGCCAGUGGAAAUACAAGCAUCUCUUUAGCCGACAGUGGAAAUACUGAUAACUGCUGCCGACAGUGGAAUUGCAGGUCCUGCUUUAGUCGACUGUGGAAAUGCAGGUAUACCUAG
Messenger RNA from Lineus longissimus, 2391 nucleotides. RefSeq lists its product as uncharacterized. The coding region runs from base 637 to 2391 and encodes 584 amino acids. Gene Ontology annotation, biological process: protein phosphorylation. Lineage: Eukaryota; Metazoa; Nemertea; Pilidiophora; Heteronemertea; Lineidae. The record is from RefSeq and is a predicted model, not a curated record. The transcript is spliced from 10 exons. Gene Ontology annotation, molecular function: ATP binding; protein kinase activity.